Molecule: messenger RNA, 4001 nt
Organism: Cynocephalus volans (Philippine flying lemur)
Lineage: Eukaryota; Metazoa; Chordata; Mammalia; Dermoptera; Cynocephalidae
Gene: EPB41L3
Product: erythrocyte membrane protein band 4.1 like 3
Exons: 23
Coding region: 76-3429 (1117 amino acids)
Biological process (GO): cortical actin cytoskeleton organization
Cellular component (GO): plasma membrane; cytoskeleton
Molecular function (GO): structural molecule activity; actin binding
Source: RefSeq, a predicted model, not a curated record
CCCCCGGGACGCGCGCCCAGCCUCGGCCCCGCCGCCGCGCGCCCGGGCUCCCCGCCGCGCCCAGAACAAUCAACCAUGACGACCGAAUCUGGAUCAGACUCGGAAUCCAAGCCGGAGCAGGAGGCCGAGCCCCAGGAGGCGGCGGGUCCGCAGGGGCGAGCGGGGCCGCAGCCGGGGCCGCAGCCGGGGCCGGAGCCGGAGCCGCCCGGUGCCGAGGAGCAGCGCCAGGCCCUGGAGCAGUUCGAGGCCGCGGCGCACAGCACCCCGGUGCGGAGGGAGGUCACUGACAAGGAACGGGAUCUUGCUGCCAGAGCUGCAAAACAGCUCGAGUAUCAGCAAUUAGAAGACGAUAAGCUUUCUCAGAAAUCAUCUAGCAGUAAACUGUCUCGCUCUCCAUUAAAGAUUGUCAAAAAGCCUAAAAGCAUGCAGUGCAAAGUGAUACUUCUGGAUGGGUCAGAAUAUAUCUGUGAUGUGGAGAAACGCUCCAGAGGACAAGUGCUGUUUGAUAAAGUGUGUGAACACUUGAACUUGCUAGAAAAAGAUUACUUUGGGCUUACGUAUCGAGAUGCUGAAAACCAGAAGAAUUGGUUGGACCCUGCUAAAGAAAUUAAAAAACAGAUUCGAAGUGGUGCUUGGCACUUUUCAUUCAAUGUGAAAUUUUACCCACCAGACCCUGCCCAGCUAUCUGAAGACAUCACCAGGUACUACCUCUGCUUGCAACUGCGAGAUGACGUCGUGUCCGGGAGGCUGCCCUGUUCCUUUGUGACCCUGGCCCUGCUGGGCUCCUAUACUGUCCAGUCAGAGCUUGGAGACUAUGACCCAGAUGAAUGUGGGAGCGAUUACAUCAGUGAAUUCCGCUUUGCACCAAACCACACAAAAGAGCUGGAAGAUAAAGUGAUCGAACUGCACAAGAGCCACAGAGGAAUGACGCCAGCAGAAGCAGAGAUGCAUUUCUUGGAAAAUGCCAAAAAACUAUCCAUGUACGGGGUAGAUUUACAUCAUGCCAAGGAUUCAGAAGGAGUAGAAAUUAUGUUAGGAGUUUGUGCAAGUGGUCUGUUGAUAUAUCGUGACCGACUGCGAAUAAACAGAUUUGCCUGGCCCAAGGUUCUAAAAAUUUCAUACAAAAGGAACAACUUCUACAUUAAGAUCCGGCCGGGAGAGUUUGAACAGUUUGAAAGCACCAUUGGGUUUAAGCUGCCAAAUCAUCGAGCUGCCAAGCGUUUGUGGAAAGUAUGUGUUGAGCACCAUACGUUUUUCAGACUGCUGUUACCAGAAGCACCUCCAAAGAAAUUCCUAACCUUGGGUUCCAAGUUUCGUUAUAGCGGCAGAACGCAAGCCCAAACAAGGAGAGCCAGCGCACUGAUAGAUCGCCCCGCACCUUACUUUGAGCGCUCGUCCAGCAAACGUUACACCAUGUCUCGCAGCUUGGAUGGAGCAUCAGUGAAUGAAAACCAUGAAAUAUACAUGAAGGAUUCUAUGUCUGCUGCAGAGGUUGGUACUGGCCAGUACGCCACAACAAAGGGCAUCUCUCAGACCAACUUGAUCACCACUGUGACUCCAGAGAAAAAGGCCGAGGAAGAGCGGGACGAGGAAGAGGAGAGACGGAGAAGGGCGGAGGAAGCCACACCUGUUGCAGUGAUUCGGCUGGAGGGAAAGUCACCUGGGCUUGGCACUGACUCAUGUUCCUUGUCACCCCUACCUGCCGAUCGUGUCCCCGCAUCCCCCACAGAGCUCCGUAGGAGGUGCAAGGAGAAUGACCGCAAACCGCCAGGUGGCGAGCCACCCAAAGCCGAGCAUGUGCCCGGAGAGCCCAUCCUGGACUCUGAUGGCCAGGGGAAGCCUUACCCAGGGGAUCAAGAUGUGGCUUUUAGCUACAGACAGCAAACUGGGAAAGGGACCACCCUGUUCUCCUUCUCCUUGCAGCUCCCUGAGUCGUUUCCCUCUCUCCUGGAUGACGAUGGGUACCUCUCUUUCCCCAGCCUCUCCGAGACCAGCUUCCUGCCCCGGAGCUUGCGGCAUUACCUCCCGAUCCGCUCACCCUCCCUCGUGCCCUGCUUCCUCUUCAUCUUUUUCUUCCUGCUGUCCGCCUCCUUCUCAGUGCCAUACGCCCUCACUCUCUCCUUCCCUCUGGCUCUGUGCCUCUGCUACCUGGAGCCCAAGGCAGCCUCCUUGAGCGCCUCCCUAGACAAUGACCCGAGUGACAGUUCAGAGGAAGAGACUGACAGUGAGCGGACAGACACUGCGGCCGAUGGGGAAACCACCGCCACUGAGUCGGACCAGGAGGAAGAUGCAGAGCUCAAGGCACAGGAGCUAGAUAAAACUCAAGAUGACCUGAUGAAACAUCAAACCAACAUUAGUGAGCUGAAAAGAACCUUUUUAGAAACCUCAACAGACACUGCCGUUACAAAUGAAUGGGAAAAGAGGCUUUCUACCUCCCCAGUGCGACUGGCUGCCAGGCAGGAGGAUGCACCCAUGAUUGAGCCCCUUGUACCUGAAGAGACUAAGCAGCCCUCUGGCGAAAAGCUCAUGGAUGGCUCUGAAAUCUUCAGUUUAUUAGACUCUGCACGAAAACCAACAGAAUUCAUAGGAGGGGUCACUUCCGCUUCUCAAAGCUGGGUUCAGAAAAUGGAAACCAAGACAGAGUCCGGGGAAACAGAGCCGGAACCCAGCCUGUACCCCCAGCCGCUCAGCACCGAGAAGGUGGUGCAGGAAACCGUGCUGGUCGAGGAGAGGCGUGUGGGGAGGGUGCACGCCAGCGGGGACGCUUCCUCCGUGGCCGGGGAUGACGUGGACGCUGCAGCACAGCCCAUGCCUGCCGAUGCUUCUAGCGUUAAAGGGAAGGAGGACUCUGCUGUGACUGAGGGGGCUAAGGUGGAAAGAGGAAAGGAGGCCGACAAAGCUGCACUGGAACAGGAAGAGACAGCUACUGCUUCCCACGAGCGGCAGGAGGAGCAGAGUGCAGCGGUCCACGUUUCUGAGACUUUGGAACAGAAACCUCAUUUUGAGUCAUCAACUGUGAAGAUGGAAACCAUCAGUUUUGGCAGUGUUUCACCAGGAGGAGUAAAGCUAGAAAUUUCUACCAAGGAAGUGCCAGUAGUUCACACUGAAACAAAAACCAUCACAUAUGAAUCAUCACAGGUUGAUCCUGGGGCUGAUCUGGAGCCGGGCGUGCUGAUGAGUGCACAGACGAUCACAUCUGAAACCACUAGUACCACCACCACCACCCACAUCACCAAAACUGUGAAAGGAGGCAUAUCAGAGACAAGAAUUGAGAAGCGGAUAGUCAUCACAGGAGAUGCAGACAUUGACCAUGACCAGGCGCUGGCUCAGGCAAUUAAAGAGGCCAAAGAGCAGCACCCUGACAUGUCAGUGACCAAAGUAGUGGUCCAUAAAGAGACCGAGAUUACGCCAGAAGAUGGAGAGGACUGACCAGAGGAAUAACUUAGAUUGCACAUGAAUCCAGUCAUCCAAACCAUUAGGAAAACCAGAGCCUAAAUGGAGUUCCCUCUUCUAACCCAACUGACUUGUCCGUGGAAAAUUUCAAUCCAGAAGAAUUGACCUUGACCAUUAAUAAAGACUGGCAGAGAGAUCUUCCCAUAAUAAAGCAAUCAAAUCAGCAUCACUAAACUGAUAUUGCAUGAAGCAACAAUAAGAUUACAAAAGAGCAGCAUUUUUAAUUUUCACAAAAUGUCUAAGUUUUCAGCUAUACUUGCACGUUCAUAACUGACAAUAUAAACCGUGAUCUCAUGUAACACAUAAACAAUUCAUGCCUUUCGUAGUUUAUUAUUAUUGAAGUCUGAACAAAAUUGCAGUUUCUUAGGUGACAUAUCUUUUGUUUACAGAUAAAUGAAGAUUACCCUAAAAUGCUAGAAGCUAUCUAGGUCUGGUGUGUCAGGUUUAUCCCAGAUUAGAUGUGCCAAUAACCAUUUUUAUUCAGAAAAUAACAUAUCUUGUACUUGUUUCAUCUGGUUUUAUUACUCUCACCCAUAAACAAUAAUGAC